AAUAUAUUUGUCUUUUCUAAAAGUACUAGUGAUGAAAGGUAUUAUAUUUUAGUAUAUUUGAGAGAUUAAAUAUAUGAUUUUUAUAAGGUUGAAAUACAAAAAAAUAUAAGAUACAAAAAUACUUUGAAUAUUUUGGUCAACUUUUUAUAGUUUUUUUUUGUCAAUUAUUAAUGUUUUCUUAUUCAUUCAGCCUUAUUUCAGGUGUAUGUCCACCACUUAGAUAUAAAAAAAAAGUCCUCGGAGUUGAAUUAUGUUUUCAACAUCAUCAUUUACGGUUCGACUAUUAUCGAAAACGACCCGUGAAUUCAGAGUAGCCGCGCAGAGGUCAUCCUCCUAGUUCCUAAGUCUGAACUCUUAAGUGUUUUCUUUAUUCCAAUGUUGAAAAUUCUAAUUUCAUUUCUCUUUAAAUUCAAAUUCACAUUCACUCGGAAAAAUAGUAAAAAAAAAAAAAAAAAGAGUGAACACAUAAAUCAAAAACAUGUCAACUUUCCUCUGCUUCCUCUGGCUUACGCUACUUCUCUUAGUAACACUAAUCUUCAGGAAAAAGUUCAAAACCUCAAAACUAAACCAUCCUCCAGGCCCAAGAAAACUUCCUAUCAUCGGAAACUUACACAACCUCGAAGGAUUACCACACAAAUGUCUCCAAAAACUCUCGAAAAUCCACGGACCAGUGAUGAAACUCCACUUCGGUUUUGUCCCUAUCGUCAUAAUCUCUUCUAAACAAGCAGCGGAAGAAGUUCUCAAAACCCAUGACCUAGAUUGUUGCAGCCGACCAGAAACCGUAGCAACCAAGAAAAUCUCUUACAACUUCAAAGACAUUGGAUUCGCUCCGUACGGGGAAGAAUGGAGAUCUUUGAGGAAGCUUGCUGUGAUGGAGCUACUCAAUUUGAAAAAACUUAACUCUUUUAGGUAUAUAAGAGAAGAAGAGAAUGACUUGUUCGUCAAGAAACUCUCUGAAGCUUCUAAGAAACAUUCUCCUGUGAAUCUGACAAAAGCCCUUUUCACUUUAAUCGCUAGUAUCGUGUGUAGACUCGCGUUCGGUCAAAAUCUUCACGAGUCGGAGUUUAUCGAUGAAGAUGGUAUGGAGGAAUUAGCGUCUAGGUCAGAGAAACUUCAGGGGGAGUUCGCUUUCUCUAAUUACUUUCCAGGAGGUUGGAUUGUUGAUAUAAUUACGGGUCAAAGCAAGAGCUUAGAAGGACUAUUCUCAGAGCUCGACGGUUUCUUCAACCAAGUGCUUGAUGAGCAUCUAAAGCCAGGGAGAAGAGUGUUAGAGAGUCCAGAUGUGGUGGAUGUGAUGAUAGAUAUGAUGAAUAAACAAGGCGAAGAUGGUCAUUUUCAGCUCACUACUGAUCAUAUCAAAGGAGUCAUCUCUGAUAUAUUUCUUGCCGGAGUAAACACAAGUGCUACGACCAUACUUUGGGCAAUGACUGAGCUAAUAAAAAAUCCAACUGUGAUGAAGAAAGUGCAAGAGGAGGUUAGGACAGUAAUUGGAGAAAAGAAAGAGAAAAUCACAGAACAAGAUCUUAAUCAACUUAGCUACUUCAAGCUAGUGAUCAAAGAGACAUUCAGAUUACACCCAACAGCUCCACUAUUAGUACUAAGAGAGACAAUGUCACCAUUCAAGAUUCAAGGCUACGACAUUCUCAAAAAGAACCAGAUCAUGAUCAACGUGUAUGCGAUAGCACGCGACCCGAAAAUUUGGGAGAAUCCGGAUGAGUUUAAACCGGAAAGAUUUGUUGAUAGUUGUAUUGAUUACAGAGGACUUAACUUCGAGCUUCUGCCCUUCGGUUCUGGUCGGAGGAUUUGUCCCGGUAUGACGAUGGGGAUCGCGAUGGUCGAAUUAGGAUUGUUGAACUUGAUUUACUUCUUUGAUUGGGUACUGCCUGAGGGAACAACAGUGAAAGAUAUCGAUAUGGAUGAAGAAGGUGCCCUUAUUAUUGGCAAGAAAGUUCCUCUUGAACUUGUGCCAAUGCGCCAACAUUAACAAACUGAAAAGAAAACUUAUCUUAAAAUAAGAGAAAACACUUUCUUUCUCUCUAUACUAGUUAUGUUGUAUUUCUAGGAUCCGUAAGUGCAUACAUCUUAAUUUUUAUUGCCGGGGUAUUAUAUAUAUAUUUCAUACCAUAUAUAAUUAAUAAAUGUAUGAAGGUUUGAUGUUGAAAA
Brassica napus (rape) is the source of this 2163-nucleotide messenger RNA. RefSeq names its product cytochrome P450 71B23. NCBI's taxonomy places the organism in Eukaryota, Viridiplantae, Streptophyta, Magnoliopsida, Brassicales, Brassicaceae. The coding region runs from base 479 to 1984 and encodes 501 amino acids. Gene Ontology annotation, molecular function: heme binding; monooxygenase activity; oxidoreductase activity, acting on paired donors, with incorporation or reduction of molecular oxygen. The record is from RefSeq and is a predicted model, not a curated record. The transcript has 2 exons.